Molecule: messenger RNA, 1158 nt
Organism: Dermacentor andersoni
Lineage: Eukaryota; Metazoa; Arthropoda; Arachnida; Ixodida; Ixodidae
Source: RefSeq, a predicted model, not a curated record
GCCCGACUCUUGGCCAAUCCCCUUGAGUGGGUAUGUGCCAAAGACUUUAAGGUCAUCAUCAUUAUCAUCAUCAAGUUAGCUCCGUCACAAAGAGCGAAAUUUCGCAGCGUGCAUAUUAUGAGCCUGACUGCUUACGACGAAAGUUACCAAAGGAGCAGGACCUUUCAUGUCGUCCUUGGUGCGCAGGAAGCGCCACGAAUACUACAUUUUAAUUAACACUGUUUGUUAACGGUGACGAUUGCCAGCCUAUUCAGUGGAAACUUGAGAGUAUAAGUGACGGACGUUUGCAAUAAAAAUAGAAAGGUGCGUUGUCGAAAAAAAAAAAAAAAAGAGGAGGAGUCUGUCGUGCAGAAAGCUCGGCGCUGCGAUCGCGCAUAAUCUCUCGCAGCUGCACGCGGCGCUCGUGCCGGCGUGGUCACGCGGCGUCAGCGCAAGAGAACGACAAGGCAGGACCCCCGGGGACCGCGGCGGCAAAGGCAUGGCGCACAUCGGCGGACAACCGUUGAACCAGGUCACCCUGCGCAGCACCUUCCUGGCUGCCGACCAGGGCCACAAUGGCGCGAUCGACUACCGCGAGCUGCAGAUGGCCCUGUCGAGCGGCACCUGGCGGCCCUUCAACAUGGAGACGGCCAAGAUGCUCGUGUGCCUCUUCGACCGGAACCACGACGGCACCAUCAACUUCGACGAGUUCAGCGAGCUGUACCGCUUCGUGACGGACUGGUCGAGCGCGUUCCGCCACUACGACCCGUCCAACGCGGGCACCAUCGAGCCCACCGACAUGAUGAACGCGCUCAAGGAGUGCAACUGCACGCUCACGGACCGCUUCAACUCCAUGCUGCUGCGCCGCUUCGUGCGGGCAGGAAAAAUCUACUUCGACGAGUUCAUCCAGGCCUGCAUGUUCGUCAAGAGCGCCACGGACGCGUUCCGUCGCUACGACCGCCAGAAGACGGGCGUGGUCAACGUCCGCUUCGAGGAGUACAUUGUCAUGCUCAUCCAGGUGCUCGCGUAGCACCGCCUGCCGGAAAAUUCCCCCGCGCGUCACCGGGGAACGCCGCUCGAAAUUCGCCCGUCGACAAUACAACAUGCUCUGUCGGUAACCGUUCUCUGUCGCUUGUCUUUAGCAAUAAAAAAAACGCCCAGAGAUCACUUUAAUUAUAG